GCGUGUUUACCAACACUUUCCGCUCUAUUUAAAAACAAAAAUAUUUGUAAUUGCGCUUAAUUUAUGUAAUUUCUGAAAAAAAAAUGGCUCUCACAAAGGUCUAUGAUGCUGCCACAGUGUUCAAACACUUGGGCGGCAUUUUAAAUGUGUACAAACCGGCCGGCAUGAAAGUGAACCACGUCCGCAAUGCCAUUCUCAGCAACAUUUGCAAGGGGCUUAACGAAAUGGAGCAAAGGGAGCCUCGUAAAUUGAAAGAAGAAAGACCCCUCCUGGGCACAGGCACCGCCGCCGACACCGUACUGCACAACAUAGCUGACCAGACGGAUCUGUCAGACCACGUUCUUUCCACCGGCCCGAGGUACCUUCCUCGGGACUUAAAAUGCUCGACAGUGUCCAACCUGGGAGAUCACACCAGCGGAGUCCUUCUCUUCGGGAUCAACAAGGGUACGGGACAGUCCAGUAGCAUUCGGAGAAAUCGCCCUGUGCGUGUCUACCACAUCACCGGUCGCCUGGGAAGCGCCACGGAAAGCCACCUGCCAGACUCACGAGUCACAAUGCGCUCCAACCACCGACAUGUGUCUGCGGACAGAAUCAGCGGCCUAGCCGCCUCCAUGCAGGCCUCGCAUCAGCGUAAGAUGUUCGAGCUCUGCGGCGUCGAUUUGCAGACUCAGGAGGCCUACGAACUCGCCUGCAGAGGCCUCCUCCGCCCCGCGGACGACAGCCAGCCCGUUGUCUACGGCAUUAAACUUAUACAGUUCGAGCGCCCACAUUUCACCCUGGAAGUACACGCGAUUAACGAGACGCAGGAGUACCUUGCCGCCCUUGUCCACGACAUGGCCUUGGAACUCCGCACCGUGGCGCACUGCUCUCAGCUGCGCUGCGUUCGACACGCCCACUUCGAUGUGAGGGAUAGUCUGCUCAGACACGCGUGGCACUUGCCAGGAAUCAUCAAGAACUUGCGCCAGCAGCGAGACAUCCUGCGGGCUCACCCACAACUUUUACGACAGCAACGAGUCGAGCUACAAGCUACACAGUAAAUUAGGGAUCAAUUAUUUGUUGUAGGUAAAUAAAAAUGUAGGCUUUAACGAAACUUAA
Molecule: messenger RNA, 1095 nt
Organism: Drosophila rhopaloa
Lineage: Eukaryota; Metazoa; Arthropoda; Insecta; Diptera; Drosophilidae
Product: mitochondrial mRNA pseudouridine synthase Trub2
Exons: 3
Coding region: 84-1037 (317 amino acids)
Biological process (GO): pseudouridine synthesis; RNA processing
Molecular function (GO): RNA binding; pseudouridine synthase activity
Source: RefSeq, a predicted model, not a curated record